Molecule: messenger RNA, 1048 nt
Organism: Erigeron canadensis
Lineage: Eukaryota; Viridiplantae; Streptophyta; Magnoliopsida; Asterales; Asteraceae
Product: nifU-like protein 2, chloroplastic
Exons: 4
Coding region: 98-775 (225 amino acids)
Biological process (GO): iron-sulfur cluster assembly
Cellular component (GO): mitochondrion; chloroplast stroma
Molecular function (GO): iron ion binding; iron-sulfur cluster binding
Source: RefSeq, a predicted model, not a curated record
UUUUAUUUAUAGAAAAUUAUAUCUCUAUUUAUAUUAGGUUUUUCUUUCUGCUGCCCAUUAUUAUAAUAAUUAUAAAUAUAAUUAAAAGAAAACAAAUAUGCAGUGUAUGUUGAGCAAUUCUUCUUCUUCCUGUUCUUAUGCUGCUUCUUCUUCAUGUUCACCCUUCCCCAAGUUGCAGGUUUCAAGUAGUAUAUUGGGCAACAGACUAUCUUUUCCAAGGGGCGUUUCAAGGUUACCGAAACUCCGGGUUUCGCCGGCUUCAGGUUCGAAAGUUGUAAAGGCUGUUGCUACUCCAUAUUCGGCUGUUGAAUUGCCUCUUACAGCUGAAAACAUUGAGAGCGUAUUGGAUGAAAUCCGACCUUAUCUCAUUGCGGAUGGAGGUAAUGUUGCAUUACACGAAAUUGAUGGAAAUAUUGUACGCUUAAAGUUACAAGGAGCUUGUGGUUCCUGUCCAAGUUCUGUAACCACAAUGAAAUUGGGUAUCGAAAGGCGUCUUAUGGAGAAGAUCCCUGAAAUAGUUGCAGUUGAACCAAUCCCAGAUGAAGAAACUGGACUUGAACUCAAUGAAGAAAACAUUGAGAAGGUGCUGGAAGAAAUACGUCCGUAUCUUGUUGGGGCAGCAGGUGGAUCAGUAGAGCUGGUGUCCAUAGAAGAGCCGAUAGUAAAAGUACGCUUAACAGGUCCUGCAGCAAGUGUAAUGACUGUAAGAGUUGCCCUGACUCAGAAACUGCGCGAGAAAAUACCUUCCAUAGCUGCAGUUCAACUUUUACAAUAGAUGUUCGUAUGCUUUCUUAUGUUUCAAACAUAUUUGGGAUCAAUUGAACCUUGGUUCAGAGGGUGCUUUACCAAGCUACAAACUCCAUGCCUCUUUUUUUUUUUUUUUUCUUUUCAUUAUAGUUCUCAUCAUAAAGUAAAAGCCAUGUAAAUAUAUUAAACGUAUCUGGCUAUAGCGUAAAAUUGUUGGUCACUCCGACUUGUAAUGAGUUGAUUUAAAAUUUGCCAAGGUAUAUUUAUAUGCAUAAUGAUACAAGAUCACAUUAUUUUUUCA